UCUCUCAAUUCCAACUCUCUCUCUCUCUAAUCAUCCUUGGAAUUCCCUUUGUCUUCCUCUCUCACUCAUCAAACCUUCUCAAUCGCCCCGCCCAACCAUCAUAUGUAUUUAUACAUACACCCAAAGCGAUCACACAUCAUCAAGAAUUAUACAUGCUGUUUGGAUUUUCCUUUGAAUGAAUGAAGAGAAAAUCAUUAUACCAAAUUCCAACCCACAAAUAUUGAUUUUGUAGCAGUUGAAGAAAAUUAGAAAAUGACGGAGCUUUGAUAAUUAAGCUUUCUCUUUCUUAUCAUUCACGAACAAACUUGUUUCAUCAUUCGUAUGAUCAACAAACAAAGUAGACUAACUUAGGCUUUGUUUGUUUUGAUGUGUCAUUUAGAUCUCAUGGUGGAGACUAAUUAAGCAACUUUGUGAAAUCCGCCAAACAACUCAUCUAUGAGUCCCUUUCUUUCUCUUAAUUUCGAUCCUUAAUCUUUUGUGAAAUUAUUAGAAUUCUCUGUUCCGCAUAAUCUGGUGGGAAAUGACUGAAAAUCCAAAGAUGGAAACAAUGUUCUCUCAUAAUCUAAGAGCAAAUUGUGAAGCUGAUAUUGAACGCUUAGAGAAGGAUAUUAAUGCAAAUUCAAGAAUUAAAUUGCAGAGAAGCAUUUCAAGAAAAGGAACAUUCAGAGGAGUCGAGAAGAAAAAUACAGCCAACGAGAAAUACAUUAGUGUCAUUGCAACUUCCACGAGAGCUGCUUUACUUGGUGGUGGCACGCCGGAAAAGCCCCUAAUUGUGGCUAUGGGCGGAUGCGAUAAUUUCACCAGCCCGCCAGUUCACAAUCAGAUCACUAUCAUGGGAAACCCUGCUGUCGAAAGCAAAUUUGGUGGCAAAAUAUUCAGUUUCGGAAGGUCUUCUCCUUCAUGGACAAUUGACCCCAGAAGGAUACUUCUCUUCUUCGCAACUCUGUCAAGCAUGGGGACCAUAUUGCUGAUCUAUUGCACCUUACACAUGAGCAAACACAACGGGGAUUACAAUGCCCUCAAUUGAUAAUUAUUAGCCUCCCAGUUAGAUGUGGGCAAAACUCGACCGAACCCGCUCAAACUGCCCAAACCUACCCAACCCGGUUGAGGGGGCAAUACCCGACCGAACCUACUCAAACAGCCCAACCCGACCGGGUUGGGUCGGUUUUUUUUUUUUUUAAGUGGGUUUCGGUUUUUUGAUUGUGUAGGUGGGUCGGGUUGGGUUGUGGGUUAACUCAUAAAAACCGACCCAACCCGCCUAUUUAAAAAGAAAAAAAGAAAGGAAAGGAAAAGAGAAAUAAAUUGCCUAAACGUAAAAUCGCUAUUUUCAAGAUUUAAAGUUUCAUAAAAUUAUAACAAGAAUCCCAUUAUAAUUUAUAAUAGACAAAUUUUUAUAUUGAAUUUCUGAAAUCACAAUAUAUAACUCAAUACUUCAAUUAGGUCUUCCCGUAAUCUCUAUCUCUUAGGAUAAUUAAGUUUUGUACUGAUUUACAAAAGUAUCUUGUAGAAUGAUUAUAUGAAUUAUGGACAUAAAUGUUAAAGAAAAAAUAAAUUUUAAGAUUCUAUAUAGAGUCUUGAUCUAACUUCUAAAUAAAUCGAUUUCUCACAUUUCAAAUAAGCUUGUGAAGCAUAAUUUUCUUGUUAUUGCCAAAAACUAUUAAAGAUUUGAGAUAAAUAAUAAUUAAGAAGUUAAAUUCGAAAAAAAAUAAAAAUUUGGCUACCAGCAGAACCAUCUAUCUUGCUUUUUGGUUUGGUAUCAAUUUAAUAAGUAUUGUUGUCUGUUGUGCAAACUUGUUUUGUUAAUCUAGGUUUGUUGAUGAGCCUGUAGAUCCGAAACAGGAACUUUUGAAGAGCAAUGCAAGGCACCAUGCACUCGACCACUCAAAGAAUAUCAAGUUAAUAAACCUUCCUUUUUUGUUUUUUCUAAUUUAAUGUCUACUUCUCCAUUUUUCAAUUUUCCUACCUUUUGUGUUCUUUUCAACUAAUACUUAAUAUUGCUGAAGCCUAAAUGAAAUGUUUUAUACAUUUUACAGUUUUUAGUU
Olea europaea var. sylvestris is the source of this 2042-nucleotide messenger RNA. RefSeq lists its product as uncharacterized. The transcript is spliced from 6 exons. Lineage: Eukaryota; Viridiplantae; Streptophyta; Magnoliopsida; Lamiales; Oleaceae. Bases 521 to 1027 code for a protein of 168 amino acids. The record is from RefSeq and is a predicted model, not a curated record.